Molecule: messenger RNA, 626 nt
Organism: Erpetoichthys calabaricus (reedfish)
Lineage: Eukaryota; Metazoa; Chordata; Cladistia; Polypteriformes; Polypteridae
Product: calmodulin-like
Exons: 1
Coding region: 1-450 (149 amino acids)
Molecular function (GO): calcium ion binding; enzyme regulator activity
Source: RefSeq, a predicted model, not a curated record
AUGGCUGACCAGCUGACUCCUGAACAGAUUGCUGAAUUCAAGGAGGCCUUCUCCGUGUUUGACAAAGAUGGUGAUGGUACCAUUACAACUCAAGAACUGGGUACUGUUAUGAAAUCCUUGGGUCAAACCCCAACAGACAAAGAGUUACAGGAAAUGAUCAACGAAGUGGACUCAGAUGGAGAUGGAACAAUUGAUUUCAAUGAAUUCUUGAUCAUGAUGGCUAAGAAGAUGAAAGAUACAGAUGCAGAAGAAGAAAUUCGUGAAGCCUUCAGGGUGUUCGACAAGGAUGGUGAUGGGACAAUCAGUGCAAAUGAACUACGGCAGGUCAUGAAAAACCUUGGGGAGAAAUUAACCGAUGAAGAAAUUGAUGCAAUGAUUAGAGAGGCCGAUGCCGAUGGAGAUGGACAAGUCAAUUAUGAGGAGUUUGUCCAGAUGAUGACUACAAAAUGAAGCUCUUCUCAACCUUUUCUAUUUUGUCUGCACAGAAAGCAUUUAGUCGAAUUUCUAUUGGCUUUCUAAAAGGCAUUUUACACCAAUUUUGUUUUUCAUACCAUUCUUAGAGGAAGCACCAGUGUAAUUGUUUUACUUUUUAAACAAAUGGUACUUGUAAUGGUGAACAGUGUAGU